GGCCGAGGCCGGAGCGGAGAGGGUGCGGGAGGAGGGGCCGCCGGGGCCAGGUCCCCCCACCCCAUCGGCGUCUGGGCGGGCACUGGCGAGCGCGUAGCAAUGCAACCCUGUGCCCCACACAUCCUCGAGCGCUUGACCAGGUAUAGGAAGAAUGCCUAUCUUUUCAUCUACUACUUAAUCCAGUUCUGUGGCCACUCAUGGAUAUUUACAAAUAUGACAGUCAGAUUCUUUUCAUUUGGAAAAGAUUCAAUGGUUGACACUUUUUAUGCUAUUGGACUUGUGAUGAGACUUUGCCAGUCCAUCUCCCUCUUGGAGUUGCUGCACAUAUAUGCUGGCAUCGAACCAAGCCAUCUUCUUCCUAGGUUCCUGCAGCUCACAGAAAGAAUAAUCAUCCUUUUUGUGGUGAUCACCAGUCAAGAGGAAGUCCAAGAGAAAUAUGUGGUGUGUGUUUUAUUCAUCUUUUGGAAUCUAUUGGAUAUGGUUAGGUACACGUACAGCAUGUUAUCCAUCCUAGGCAUAUCCUACGCCGCCCUGACCUGGCUCAGUCAGACACUGUGGAUGCCGAUUUACCCUUUGUGUGUUCUUGCUGAAGCGUUUGCCAUCUAUCAGUCUCUGCCGUAUUUUGAAUCAUUUGGCACUUACUCCACAAAGUUGCCCUUUGACUUAUCCAUCUAUUUCCCAUAUGUGCUGAAAAUAUAUCUCAUCAUGCUCUUUAUAGGUAUGUAUUUUACCUACAGUCAUCUUUACUCAGAAAGAAGAGACACCCUCAGAGUCUUUUCCAUUAAAAAGAAGAAAACGUGAGGCACAUUGUUCUGAUGUGACGCAAGACAAAACAGGCCUCGUGGAUUCCGCUGCAGCAAAGUCAACACAGGAAGAAUUCUGGUGGAAAAGUACCUAGUAUUUGACAACAAUCUGUGACAGCAGUCUUUGAUUCUCACACAUUAUAUUUUCAAAAUGUAUACUCUGAACAAUGUGUUUCUCUAAAGCUCUGGAUUUUAUACAAGUUAAAUUUAUAUUGUAUGAAGCCUGAUUAUGUUGCUGUAAGGGUAAUGAGAAAUAAAUUAAUUGGAGUAGAUUCAAUUAAAUUGAGAAACCAAAGCUGUUAAUCUAACUUACAUCUAUUUUUUUCACUUCUGGAUUUACAAGUAGCAGCAGAUCCAUGGGAGGGCAGUGAUGUGAAACAUGCUCUGCAGUUGUUAGAAUAACAUUUUACAGACAGAUGUCGGCCUUCCGAGAGGUGACACUCACCUUAAACAUCGGACACACUUAGAACAGCAAACAUUCUUCCAAACCCUGAAAGAGUCUUCAUUACUAUUAUGCAAGUGAUUUGGGUUUUGAUGCCUUAAAAGAGGAACCUGAUGAAAAUAAAACAGACCCCUGAUAAAUACACAAUGUCCCAUAUUCCUUUAAAAUAAUCAGGCCACAUCUACCUUCCAGAGAGAUAAAAGUUACAAAAAUAUAGUAAGUCAUUUAAAGAAGGUAAGAAAAUUAAGAGCUGGUCAUGUUUCAGAUCAUUUAUUACAAUUUAACUGUUGCUAGUUACUAUAAUAUCAAAUAUAAGUCAUCACUGAUAGUUUUGAAAACUGAUCCUGUCUUUGAAGAUUUAAAAUAUAUAUGAAUAACUAAUGGAUUAUUUGUGAACCAUUGGUAUAUCAUUCACUUUUCUUGGAAGAAUUAUAGAAUCUUAUUUAUCCAGCGACUAUAUAAAAAGGUUGCUAAACAUUUUGUUACAUAUAAACCAGGUGGCAAAAUGUAAUUACAAAAAAAGGGUAAUCUUAUACCACUAAAUAAAACAAUUGAGAAUUAAUAAAAAUAACUGAUAUCUUUAUAAACUCAAUGUCAUUUAGAUUUUAAAAGUAUUAAGAUUAGCCACUUAAAAAGCUGCAUUUUAUUUUGCUUUUAAAGUUGCUUAUUUUACUUGUAAAUUUAAAAAUUACUAAAAGCUUUAGUGUGCAAAGAGAACAGGCACCCUUCACAAACUUUAGGUGCCUUAGUCUAGUUUCCUCCAAUACAGAGGGCUACAUACCCUGGGAAGACACACAUCUGGAGUCACUAAAAUGAAGAUAAAAAACUAGAGAAACUACUUAAUUGGGUCAUUAAAAUAAAUUAAAAUUUUACUACUAAAUAAUACUUUAAUUUUUCAAGCAAUUACCUGAAGAACCUUCUUACUUCCUAAAAUGAAAGACCAAAAAGAAACACAAGUAAAUUUAUAAUUAUGUUAAUUUUGAAAUAGAGAUGGGCAUUGACAAUAAUUCGAGGUAUCUACAACAAUUAUUAAGAUCUGUAAUUUCCUAUGGGGACAUAGUCACAAUUGUUAGUGUUACUGUGGUUGGUUGCUUAUAUUAAAAUUGACAUACUAAAUUUCAUUAGAGAUUCAUGAAAAUAAUGGUGUAUUUUCUUCUCCCACUCAAGUUCAUGUUCCAAGGUUAAGUAAACAGAGUAACCAUCUAGCUAACUGGAUGUCACCAAGAUUGCAAACUUCAUUCCUUUGGUUAUCUGUUUUAACUCUGUUGAAUCUCCAUUCUGUUUUGCUCAGCCUUUGAUCACAAAGGCUUAGUUUCUCAAAUCUAAUUGAUAUAGAUGAAAUAGAAACCAUGAGAUAUUUCGAAAGCUUAAUAUAUAACUUUUAAAUGAUUUUUCUUUGGAGUUUCAAAUGCCAAGGUGAAUUACCUAAACUUCCAAGUAUACCAAACAAAGGAACAAUAAUCAUAGCAGCAGUGCCUCUGGUGAGGAAAAAAAAAAAGAAAACUACACCAAAUUAACUGC
This is a messenger RNA of Artibeus jamaicensis (Jamaican fruit-eating bat), 2766 nucleotides long. It is a transcript of the gene HACD4, whose product is annotated as 3-hydroxyacyl-CoA dehydratase 4. Lineage: Eukaryota; Metazoa; Chordata; Mammalia; Chiroptera; Phyllostomidae. The record is from RefSeq and is a predicted model, not a curated record. Bases 100 to 801 code for a protein of 233 amino acids. Gene Ontology annotation, molecular function: 3-hydroxyacyl-CoA dehydratase activity. Gene Ontology annotation, biological process: fatty acid elongation; very long-chain fatty acid biosynthetic process; sphingolipid biosynthetic process. Gene Ontology annotation, cellular component: endoplasmic reticulum membrane. The transcript is spliced from 7 exons.